GAAACGAGCAUGUGUUCAGUUUUGUGUAUCAAACAAAACAGCAGAAUGUUUUUCAGGGAGACACUUGGCCGUAGUCCAUUUUUUGUGUUAUCGGACGCCAGAGACUUGUGCACAGUGCGGAGGAAGACGACUUGAGGACUUUGGAUAUUUUGAACCCUUUGAAUAUUGGUUUAGUUCUCGUCCUUGCCAGGGACUCCCUGGUCCUUACUAUACAGAAUGUUUGCCAGCCGUGCAGCUAGGAGUGCGGUAGUCUGCUACAAAGCAGGGCAAUUGUUCAGGCAUAUACUACCCUGUUCUGGCGUCGUAGGCAUCAGGAGGCUUUGUUCAUCUCGCAUCAACCAGUCGUGUCAGGUGCCCCAGAAAAAUGUGAAUUCAUUUUCAAAUCGGACACAUACGUGUGGCGAAUUGAGAGCUGAGCAUGUAGGCCAAGAAGUAACGCUGUGUGGCUGGAUCACGUUUAAAAGGAAAUAUGGCGACCCACUGUUUAUUGUCCUGCGCGACAUAUACGGCAUGGUUCAGAUAGCAGUACCAGCGGGCCCGUACCAUGAUCUUGUGAGCUCACUUAACUUGGAGUCGGUGCUAGAAGUGCGCGGUUCUGUCAUUUCACGUCCGGAGAAUGACCUCAAUCCGAAAAUGGCAACCGGGAGUAUUGAGGUUGUGCCUUUGUCGGUUCGCGUGCUCAACAACUCUGAGCUAGUUCCGUUCAAUUUGAACGGCAAAGGAGACUCGUCAGAAUGGAACCGUAUGCAGCACCGCUAUUUAGACCUACGCAGCACUCCGUUCCAGCAGCUGACCAUGUUCAGAUCCACCAUCACCAAUCGCAUGCGCCAGUUUCUAACCCAGGAGUUUGGUUUCUUGGAAGUAGAAACGCCGACAUUGUUCCGCCGCUCUCCUGGGGGUGCACGUGAGUUCAUCGUGCCCACCAGAGCUGAGAACAGCUUCUACUCAUUAGUUCAGAGUCCACAGCAGUUCAAGCAAAUGCUGAUGUGCGCCGGUACAGACAGGUACUUUCAGUUUGCUCGUUGUUAUCGAGACGAGAGUGGCACAUCUCAGCGGCAGCCAGAGUUUACUCAGCUCGAUAUGGAGCUGUCCUUCUCAUCUCAAGCAGACAUUGUUGCCCUCAUAGAGCAACUCGUCUCUCAAACGUGGCCAACAGGAGACACGUGGCCUCAUCUUCCCGCUGUCACUACGCCGUUCCCGCAAAUGACCUACGAGCAAGCCAUGAGAGAGUACGGGUGUGAUAAGCCCGACGUUCGAUUUGACAUGAAAAUCCGAGACAUCACGUCGGCUCUUUCCGGCUCAGGCUUCAUCCCGUUCGAGAAAGGUUUGAAUGCUCCGGGUGGUUGCGCUCGGGCCAUACGCAUACCCUCUUCCACCGGUCUCUUCACGAGCAAGGAGAGGAAAACGUUGGAAGGCAUUGCUGUAAAGGACGGCUUGCAAUGUAUUCUUGUGAGGUUGGAUGAGAAGAGACAGUGGCCCAAGCAACUGCAUGGCAAAGUAUCACCUGACAUGAUGGCCAGCGUUGACAAAGAGAUGGGCUCCGAGGAUAACGAUAUGCUUGCGAUUGUCACCGGACCAGCAGACACUGUUGCAUCCACACUGGGCGCUAUCCGUUUGGAGGCGGCCAAUAUUCUACGUUCUCACGGUGUUCACCUCUAUGACGAGAAGGAUUUCAAAUUCCUGUGGGUACACACAUUCCCCUUGUUCAAUCAGGCUGAAAACGGACUUGAAAGCUCUCAUCAUCCGUUCACAGCACCGCACCCCGAUGACGUGUCUCUGCUGGAGAGUGAUCCACUUAAGGUGCGGGCUCAGCACUUUGAUCUGGUACUGAACGGCGUAGAGGUUGGAGGUGGCUCUAUGCGUAUCCACGACAGUGAGUUGCAGCGGCGGAUACUGCAAGAUGUGCUCAAGCUGGAUUUGAGUGACUUUGAGCACAUGCUGAGCAUGCUCCAAUACGGAUGUCCGCCACAUGGAGGAAUUGCCCUUGGAUUCGACCGCUACCUGAGCACCCUGGCUAGCCGACCAUCAAUCCGUGACGUGAUUGCAUUUCCCAAGACCAGUUCUGGUAUUGAUGCUAUGACCAAUGCACCCAGUGCUCUGACUAGCCAUGAACUCGACGAAUAUUUCCUCAAGGUUACAUCUGAUGAGAAGAAGGUCGCGGAGUCGACUACAACAGAGAAUGGUGGUGAUGAAUCCAAAGAGUAAUUGGUGGUGUGUGGAGUGUUUGAGACAAGGUCAAGACAGCCAUUGUGGAAAGGGUAUUCCAGUUCAUCACUGCUUAUAUCACCGCUGUCCUCUCAGUAGGCAGCAGUGCAUUAUCUUGCAAUGCCCGCCAUGUUCCUGACAGCAGCAGCAGACCUGCCUGUGCCACAUGCGUAGCAUUUUACGCUCGCAAUUGCAACCGUUUUGUUGUAAUUUGGCCGUGCGGUACAUGGAUUAUAUCCUGUGCGGUCCAGUUCAACACUGCGAAUGGUUUGCUGUCCCCGUUGCUAUCUGCAUCACUGCCCACUUGUCCACCGUGUGCCAUGCUACCCAUCUUCUUGCUCCAUACAGCUGCUGGCCAAAGACGGAGGUAAGCCAAGAAACCGUGCCUCAGUACAGCUCUUAUAUGUGCUUGCCUUGGCGGUCAGGUAGGAAGUAAGAUGAUGCUGUGUUAGCGCAGGCACGGAAGCCCUGCUGUAGUACUACACGUGUGUAAGCAGGUAUCCGUGACCUGACAGAGCAGACACCGUCCCGCUUGAUGGACUCCUGGCAUUUUUAUGUGUGGCAACAACGGUCUUGUUUGCUAACUCUCCUGACCUAUCAGUACAUGUACAUGAUUGUACUACUGCACCACCACACUGACUACGGUGUGUAGCCGUGCAGUGCAUGUACCACUGCACCACCACACUGACUACGGUGUGUAGCCGUGCAGGACAUAAUGUACCACUGCACCACCCCGCUGACUAUGCAUGCUGUGUAGUAGUCACACUGCACACUGCACGCUGUUUGCCAUUGACCAGUGAGUCAUGCACAAACUGAUCACAAGCAAUUAGCUAUGCAUGCAGCUCGUGUUAUGCUUGUAAGUAAUCAUGUCUUCCAGAGUACUGGACAAGAUCAUUAUGGGUAUGUGCAUUGUUACUGUACAUGGGCAGUAACCAUGGCUACCCUACUGUACAUGGGCAGUAACCAUGGCUACCCUACUGUACACGGGCAGUAUCCAUGGCUACCCAGUGUACAUGUACAUGGUCAGUAACCAUGGCUACCCAAUGUACUGUAGAUGGGUAUGUAGCCAUCAUGGAUACCAAGCUACUAGUACUACACAUGGGCAUAUAAUCCACAUGAGUGCAAUCACAUAAUGAUACAGCAGGCAGACCUGUGGACUUCUGUUGUUCAUUGAGUAUGUUUUGUCAUUCAGCCCCUUACUGCUCCUAGUAUAGGAUGCCCGCGAGGAUACCCGCGAGCUGUUGAUGAUUGGUUUUUAGAAUGCGAUGUACGUCUGUGCUGCUGGCCAGUACAGUUAUACGCACGGUUUCAGAAAGAAAUCAUCUUGAUUCUUGAACUAUAAUCUUGGAACCGAAAAUUUCUUUUUCAAAGCUCACUGCUGAUUGCUGCAUGCCUUCAAGUCGCACUUCCUCUGUCUCUACUCUCACUUGGCCACAUCAAUAAGUUCUUAGCCAGCAUUUGCUAACAGUUGAUGCUAGUUCUCCCUCUG
This is a messenger RNA of Sycon ciliatum, 3694 nucleotides long. Its product is annotated as aspartate--tRNA ligase, mitochondrial-like. The coding region runs from base 217 to 2205 and encodes 662 amino acids. Gene Ontology annotation, cellular component: cytoplasm. The transcript is spliced from 17 exons. Gene Ontology annotation, biological process: aspartyl-tRNA aminoacylation. Gene Ontology annotation, molecular function: aspartate-tRNA ligase activity; ATP binding; nucleic acid binding. The record is from RefSeq and is a predicted model, not a curated record. Lineage: Eukaryota; Metazoa; Porifera; Calcarea; Leucosolenida; Sycettidae.